AGCACGAUGGCAAGGCGCCAUUCCAGCCUGGGUCUAUUAACUAUUUUCCUUCCGAUCCUCUUGGCUCAAAUUUGUCUGGCCGAAAAGCCCUACAGUGUGGAGCUAAAUACCUUUGAACGAGACCAAUCCAUCGAUAAUCAGGACAAAUGGGUCGACUGGGGAACUCUGAGGAUGAAAAAGAUCGGACGGAACCAAUUUGCCGUAUCUGGGGAUUUUGAAUUCAAACUUAAUAUGGGUGAUGAGCAGAAGAUUACUCUUCGGGUGUUUGUCUACGAUUCGAAAGCCAGUCGAAAGGGUCCGUUGGUGAUGAAUGUGAACAAGCCCUUCUGCAAGUUCAUCAAGGAGGACGAGGACACCUAUCCACAUAUACAGAAGGUCUCCAAUUUGCCGGAGCAGGGAAAAUGUCCUUUUCCAAAGGGCAAAUACACUAUUGAUAAGUACGAGAUGGAGACCAAUUUUCUGCCGGACAAUGCUCCCAAGGGAGAUUAUCUGCUGCAGUUAUCCUUGCAGGAUCGUGAUAUCCCAGUGGCUGGACUUGUGGCCACUGUCACCCUGACUUAGGUUGGUUUUUUUUUUUGUAAUAUAUUUUAUAGUGGUUUUACGGGUGGAUCCAAUUGACACGACAAGCGUUCUUCUUUUCGAAUUUACUUUUACUUAGACCAUCAAUAUAACGAC
Molecule: messenger RNA, 675 nt
Organism: Drosophila gunungcola (fruit fly)
Lineage: Eukaryota; Metazoa; Arthropoda; Insecta; Diptera; Drosophilidae
Gene: CheA7a
Exons: 2
Coding region: 7-561 (184 amino acids)
Source: RefSeq, a predicted model, not a curated record